Molecule: messenger RNA, 1571 nt
Organism: Pyrus x bretschneideri (Chinese white pear)
Lineage: Eukaryota; Viridiplantae; Streptophyta; Magnoliopsida; Rosales; Rosaceae
Product: probable mitochondrial adenine nucleotide transporter BTL1
Exons: 6
Coding region: 117-1226 (369 amino acids)
Biological process (GO): transmembrane transport
Source: RefSeq, a predicted model, not a curated record
GCCAUAAAUACCCAAGAAUCUUUAAACAACCACAGCAUAAACGUUUGAGAAACUUGACGAGAGACUCGGCGGGUCACAAAAGGCAGCAAAAAACCGAACCCCCCAAAGAAAAAUCAAUGUCCCCAAAACCCCACUCCCUCUCCCUCUCUCAGUCUCUGAAGAAGGAGAAGAAGUACAGUGGUGGUGGGGUUUUUGGGGAUGUGUACAGUAUGGCCAUACUUCCCAAAAAGCUUGAGCUUGAGAAGGAGGCUGCCCACCCGAAAUUCAAGCUCCGAUUUCAGCUCCCUGACCUCUCCCAGCCCCUCAGAGAUUUCUCGAAGACGAGAGAAGUUAGAGAGUUCUUAAGCGGCGCUUUAGCAGGGGCAAUGACCAAAGCUGUUCUUGCUCCUCUUGAGACCAUCAGAACCAGAAUGGUAGUUGGUGUCGGAUCUAGACACAUUUGUGGCAGUUUCUUAGAGGUCAUUGAGAAGCAAGGGUGGCAAGGACUGUGGGCUGGAAAUGCAGUCAACAUGCUUCGCAUAAUCCCCACACAAGCUGUUGAGUUUGGAACAUUUGAGUGCAUUAAACGAGCAAUGACAUCGACACAAGAAAAGUGGAAGCAGGGUGAAUCCCCAAAGGUGCAGAUUGGUCCUGUAACCUUGAACUUCUCUAUCUCCUGGAUUUCCCCUGUCGCUGUGGCUGGUGCUGCUGCCGGAGUUGUGAGCACACUUGUGUGUCAUCCCCUUGAAGUUCUAAAGGAUCGGCUGACUGUGUCUCCUGAGGCGUAUCCCAGUUUAAGCAUUGCAGUCAGCAAGAUUUAUAAGGAGGGUGGGAUUGCUGCAUGCUAUUCUGGUCUUUCACCUACACUUAUUGGGAUGCUUCCUUACAGUACAUGUUACUAUUUCAUGUAUGAGAAAUUGAAGAAAUCCUACUGUCAAGCAAAGAAUAAAGAGUCUCUUAACCGUCCUGAGAUGCUACUGGUUGGAGCUCUUGCAGGUUUUACGGCUAGCACAAUCAGCUUUCCAUUGGAGGUGGCCAGGAAACGGCUGAUGGUUGGAGCUUUGAAAGGCAAGUGCCCACCGCACAUGUUAGCAGCACUUUCAGAAGUCACCCAGGAAGAAGGUUUGCGGGGACUUUACAGAGGGUGGGGUGCAAGCUGCUUGAAGGUCAUGCCAUCCUCCGGCAUCACCUGGAUGUUUUAUGAAGCUUGGAAGGACAUACUGCUUGUUCAGAGACAUACCUUAUAAGCUGUAACAAGCUCAAGCAAGGUGUCACAUAGGAUCACAGUUUAAACUCACAUUGGGAUCUCAACUGGUGUAAAUUACCAGGCGGGAGGUGUCAACUAAUUCGUUGAAGUUACGUCUAGGUUGUUUUACGCAGGCCUAGGCUAGUUUGGUUGAUCUUGCAUCCGUUGAGAGUUUUACUUUCUUCUUCUUUUUUCGGUUUUCGGUUGGGGCUGGUUUCCGGUUGUUUUUUUAACCAAACGGUCAGUUGAGCUUCAGUUAUGUGCCUUACAAGGAAUAUGAAGUACCGAUGAAUGUGUUGUACCGUUACAACAUAGUGCCUUUUUAUCAAUAUACUUUUUUUGCCAU